AUGACAAAGAACAAUUUAAAGGCUCACCUGGCCUGGCUUUUGGAGCGUCCUAACCCACUCGACAAUUUUGUGAUUCCCCAAGUGACGCUCGAUUCGCAGGUUGCGUUAGCCGAUUCCGCGAGCACUGAGCCGACGACUUAUAUCGAGCCAGAGCUUGGCCAAAGACCAUCUACUGCAUUACACAUAGAAGAAGUUUCAUCCGCUCCGCGGGCUGCUGCUCCUGGUAAUGAUGAUGUGUCGACUGAUAAUACAAUGGCCGUACUCCAGCUCGCAUCUCCCCCACCACGCAAUAGGCUACACAGUACACUAAGCGCCAAAUGCUCAAUCGAUGUACCAGGAACUCCGGCAGAAAGGAAUUCCAAGAAACGACCCCUGUAUAGAACCGAGUCAGAGACGCCAAAGAUAAGAAUAAAACAACGAAGCCUAACAAGCAUAACUCCCCCAACCAGUAGCAACAGCUCAAGGCUUGCGAGAAAAGUUGGAAUAUCUGGUUCAGUCCUAAAGCAAGAGGAAAUUGAGUCUGUUGAUCUCACGAAAGAUGCUGAACGCAAUCUAUCUUCUUCAGGCUCCGCGUCAACCUUCGGAGAACCUCGGCGAUUAUGGAGAGAGGACUAUGCAUCUCGUUCGGGGCCACAUAGUAGUAGCAGCGAGAAGAAGAAAAGGCGGAAAACCCCCGAUUCGGAGGAUGACUCCUAUCCUCAAAAGAAGCACUCUUCCCCAUCCCCCAUAGUUCGGCAAUUGAAAAGGGAGAAAAUACGGCCUGAAAAGGCCAAGACCCCAGUUGCGCAACGAGUCAUCAAUGACUCUGAAGAUGAUGGUGUUUAUCUCGACAUGAUGAAAGAAGAUACCUUCUACCCUCGCCUGUCUCAAGGAAAGGAAAGCACGGAGGCUUCCAAGAAGAUAAAUGAGCGUAAUGUCAUAUCAGAACCAAAGCUUGAUGUUUCACAAUCAUCAUCAAUUGCACAGCCUCCUAAAGGAACCCAAGCACACCCUCUUCAUCCCUCUACUCCUGCAAACCCCCUCCCUAGUGAGAGGGCAGAUGCACUGAUAACGAGAUACCUGAACACACCUCCAACAUCUUUUCGUCGAAUAAUUAAUACCCUCAAUAACGACAGGACAAUAAAGGCAAAAUCUGCCUAUGACCUGAUCUUGGAAGGGAUUGACAGUCAGGAUAAGAUGAAGGAAGUCAGGAUUCUGGCCUCCCGUAUAAAGGCCAUGGAGGAACUUCAAGAAUUACAUUCUGAUUUCUGUUCCUCCAAAAUGAAUCAUGACAGGUUGAAGUCAGCCCUAAUAGCCUCCAUUGAACAGAUGGGCGAUAUUCCUGACAGCUUCAAGGUUACUGAGAUCAGGGAGUCAGCCCAACGGCUACAGGAGAAGGAAGCGAAAAUAGUUUCCUUGAUACAGGAGUCAGAAAUGUUUAAAGGGCAGAGUUGUGAUAUUUCGACGACGGAUAUAGAUUCGUUUGAAAAAGCGGAUCAAGAACCAGAUUCCUUUUCCCAGGUCAAAUCAACUGUACUACCACAGGCUUCCACCAGUGAGGAUGAGAGCCGCCAUCAUACUUCUGCCAUACCAAAGCCCAAUGAUACAACAUCACUCCCUAGCAACCACACUGGUGGAACGAGAAGAAAUGAUAUCAUGCGUCCUCCAGUACCCGAGACACGGUGGUCACAAGAGUUCCCUUCUGCUCCACGUAAUGUCAAGAGCCCCCUAAGUAGUUGGGAUACCCAAUUUGACGAUGCCGAGGAUUUUGUCGAUAUGCUUGACGAUGACCCUCCUUAUUCUAGAACCAUGGACGCUCCAUGUGGCCUGGCAACAACGGCAACUGCAGUUGACUCCGACUUCGAUGAUCGAUCUGCCUCCAAUCCAUAUGAUGAACUUGAGGACUUUUUUGAUUCUCCUAAUUCCAAGCCCGCUCCGUCUGCUCCUGGCCCCCCUGAAUCCCACUCUCAAUUCCCUAAUAGGGAGGUGUUCCGUGAAACGUCCGGAAAUCAGUCAAAACCGCCGUCGGUGAAACACCUCAGUCAAAAGGAUGUUGGCCAGAUAAGCUCAGUGGAAGGCCAUCCUUGGAGCAGGGACGUCAAAUCUGCCAUGAGAGAAACAUUCAAACUACGCGGCUUCCGCCCCAAUCAACUCGAAGCUAUCAAUUCUACCCUCAGUGGCAAAGAUACCUUUGUUUUAAUGCCCACAGGAGGUGGUAAAUCUCUUUGUUAUCAACUGCCAUCUAUAAUACGAACUGGGAAAACGAAAGGAGUUACUAUAGUGAUUUCUCCUUUACUAAGUCUAAUGCAAGAUCAAGUUGCCCAUCUUCAAAAACUCAAUGUGAAAGCCUUCUUGAUAAACGGAGAUGUGUCAAAGGAUGAACGAGCUACGAUUAUGAACAAUCUCCGGAGCCUCCGAGCCGACUCACUUAUUCAAUUGCUCUACGUUACACCCGAAAUGCUUGCCAAAAGCCGUGCCAUGGAAAGCGUAUUGCUUCAACUCCAUAGUAACGAUAAGCUUGCUCGCAUAGUUAUUGAUGAAGCUCACUGUGUCAGUCAGUGGGGCCAUGACUUCCGACCAGAUUAUACUGCGCUGGGUACGAUGAGAGAAAAGUAUUCUGGUGUCCCAGUAAUGGCAUUGACUGCCACGGCAACCCCAAAUGUCCAAGUUGACGUUAUACACAACUUGCGGAUGAAGGGGUGUGAAGUUUUUACUCAAUCGUUUAACCGCCCAAAUCUGACGUACGAAGUGCGAAAGAAGGGAAGAGCCCAAGAUGCACUCAAAGAUAUCGCCGAUCUUAUUACAAAUGAUUACCCUGACAAAUGUGGAAUAAUAUACUGCCUCUCGAGAAAAACUUGCGAAAGGGUAGCUAUGCAGCUCUCCUCCAAAUUUGGCGUCAAGGCGGCUCAUUACCAUGCCGGGCUGAGCUCAAAGGACCGGUUUACAGUUCAAAGAGAUUGGCAGUCAGGAAAACAUAAUGUUAUCGUUGCGACAAUCGCUUUUGGGAUGGGAAUAGAUAAGGCUGAUGUGCGCUUUGUUAUUCACCACUCAAUUCCACAGAGCCUGGAAGGGUAUUACCAGGAAACUGGCCGGGCUGGUAGAGAUGGCAAACGAUCUGAAUGCUAUCUCUACUACGCCUACUAUGAUUCUACUUCGAUAGGUUACAUGAUCAAGAAAAACAAGGAGACUACCCAUGAACAAAAACAACGCCAGCGACAGAUGCUACGUCACGUCACCCAGUUUUGUGAAAACAUCACGGAUUGCAGACGUGCUCAAAUUCUCGCAUAUUUUGACGAGAAAUUUAAACGAGAAGACUGUAACAGGACAUGUGAUAACUGCAAAUCUGACUUCACAUUUGAAAUUCGUGACUUUACGCAGCAUGCUGCUGCUGCUGUUAGGCUUGUUGGAAAUCUGGAAAGCGCGAAAGUGACAGUCCUGGCGUGUGUAGAUGCCUUCAGAGGUUAUCCACGCCAGUCAGAGUUCUCUCAACUUCCAGAAUUUGGAUACGGGAGUGAACUUGAACGUGGCGAUGUUGAACGAUUGUUUAGACAUCUCCUUUAUGAAGAUGCGAUUGAAGAACACAACGUACCCAAUCAACGAGGAUUCGCUGUUCAGCACGUCAAGCUGGGACGAAAUGCUCAACGGUUCAAGACUGGUCGGCACAAGACGGAGCUGCCGAUACGUAUCACUCCUGGCAAAGCAACUACUACCCGACGGGUUGACACGAACUUUACUGGUGUUCGAGUCGCGAGAGAUGAUCAGCCAGAAUCCACCAAUGUGUCUUCGCCAAUUCGAGGCCCAUCUCAUUUGCGCAUGCAAGAUCGGAGAAGUCGCAAGGUGCAAACAGAAGAUGAUGAAGAUGACGACGAUAGUGAUGGUUUUGCCCCCAUUCGUGAUGCAAGAAACCCAGGCAGUCCAUCAAGAUCGCGUCACUCACAGCUUGGCCCUAGAAUAACAGAUGAUGGAAGCCGUUCUGGCCUGAGCGAUCUUCGUGAAAUGGUUCUAGACGAUUUUUUGCUGAGGGCAAAAGGGAAAUGUGAACAG
Trichophyton verrucosum HKI 0517 is the source of this 4023-nucleotide messenger RNA. Its product is annotated as RecQ family helicase MusN. Lineage: Eukaryota; Fungi; Ascomycota; Eurotiomycetes; Onygenales; Arthrodermataceae. The transcript has 2 exons. Gene Ontology annotation, cellular component: nucleus; cytoplasm; RecQ family helicase-topoisomerase III complex. The annotation marks the transcript as partial. Gene Ontology annotation, molecular function: ATP binding; four-way junction helicase activity; 3'-5' DNA helicase activity. Gene Ontology annotation, biological process: DNA replication; double-strand break repair via homologous recombination. The record is from RefSeq and is a predicted model, not a curated record.